CCAUGCUUGUGGUCAACUAUUUGGUCUACCAUCUUCUCCCGAUAAUUCGGCAUUUCAGUCGAUUCGGUGCAACGAACUCGGACUUAUCCAGUGCUUACAAACAGUCACAUUUCUUUGCUUUUGACUGAACAUAUCUUACGUGGAGAUGGAUCCAAGUGAAGUGGAGUUUUUGGGAGAGAAGAAGUUUGUUGAAAUAAUACCAAGUUUUUCGUUCAAUCAGAUACAUCUAAUUUCUGGUUCUGUAGGACCGUUUCGAGCCGGUUUACCAACCCUAGUACCGAUAUGGUUAGCUGUGAAUUUAAAACAACAACAAAAGUGCCGUAUCGUUAGACAAGAGUGGAUGAGCGUUGAUGUACUGAACGAAGUCAAAACAGCCGAACAAAACAGCGAAUUCUUCACAAAAAUGCCAAGCGAUCAUUAUAUGGACGAGGCUUUAGUAUUACUGGGCGUAGCUUCAGAUGAUAUUGAGGAUUCAGAUCAGAUUCGAACUAUUAUAAAGGAUAUUUGGGAUAUCAGAAUGUCCAAAUUAAGAACAUCCGGUGAUUCUUUAGUGAAGAGCGAUAGCACGUAUGGUAAACUAGACCAUUUAACUCCAAUGGAGGUGAACAGUUUUCGACCUCUAUUUCCUCACGUUCUUGACCAAAUUUUGCGCCUUCAAAUGUGUGGGUCUACACAGAUAGCAACGCAAAGCUCGCAGGAUACGCAAUAACGAUUAACUGUAAUCCCUUUUUAAUGAAUCUGCAGCUCAGGUGAUCAGUGUGAAUUUCUCGGGGUAUAACUAUUGACUUUUC
This is a messenger RNA of Athalia rosae (coleseed sawfly), 791 nucleotides long. RefSeq names its product probable DNA replication complex GINS protein PSF2 (gene Psf2). The record is from RefSeq and is a predicted model, not a curated record. Lineage: Eukaryota; Metazoa; Arthropoda; Insecta; Hymenoptera; Athaliidae. Gene Ontology annotation, cellular component: GINS complex; nucleus. The transcript is spliced from 4 exons. Gene Ontology annotation, biological process: double-strand break repair via break-induced replication; DNA replication. Bases 146 to 709 code for a protein of 187 amino acids.